Messenger RNA from Caenorhabditis sp. 36 PRJEB53466, 420 nucleotides. The record is from the annotation of a GenBank genome assembly. Lineage: Eukaryota; Metazoa; Nematoda; Chromadorea; Rhabditida; Rhabditidae.
AUGGAAAUUUUGUUUGCAGGACGGAUUGCACUCAAUACCGAAUUUUUUGAAAAAAACGACAACACGGAUCGUGUAAGUGCUUGUAAAUAUUAAAAUAUAUUUUUACGGAUAACAAAAUAUCUAUUCCAGGAUUCGCAAGGGAUCGUCAGUGAGCGAAUCAAUCAUCUGUCCAAUGUGCCAGUCGGUUUCACUCUUAUUGGCGGAAAGAUGGAGGAGUUCAAGCACGGACACGAGGCGUUCAGAGGACAACCGUUGAGACAAGUACGGUCCCUUAUAGUUCCUAUUUAUGUACUAUGUACAGUUCUUUUGCAGUUCUUAAUCGUCUGGUUGGAGCAGGAAAUCGAGGAUCGUCAGUUCGAAGAAAUGAAUUUUGUCGAUUUGAUAGACGAAGAUCUAAUGUCCUACUUCACGAAGAACUAA